This is a messenger RNA of Symbiodinium pilosum, 765 nucleotides long. The record is from the annotation of a GenBank genome assembly. Lineage: Eukaryota; Dinophyceae; Suessiales; Symbiodiniaceae.
AUGCCUAAUUUGGCUGGUCCUGCAGUGAGGCUUAUCGACGAGACAGGGAGUCACUCAAGUUCAGGGCUCGUUGAGGUCCAGACCGCAAAUGGCCACGGCACUGUCUGUGGCCUGGACCAAGGCGCAGCAGACACGAUCUGCAGACUGAUGGGAUUCCAAGAGGGGUCUGUUGUCAAGGGUGCAUGUUCAAGCAUCCAUGGACACAAUCUCUGCGGAAGCCGGGGCAUGCCCGUUGCUAUGCAGCAGCUGAGCUGCAAGGGCACUGAGCAAAACCUUGCGCAGUGUCAGUGGGUGGUGCCGCGGGGUGAAUGUUUGGAGCACUUCCACGACUCUGUGGUUGAAUGCCACGGUGGUUCUGCAAGUUCUUCAUUCAGAACUGCCCUGCGCCUAGUGGAUGCACAGGGCCGGCCCAGCCAAAGCAGCUCGGGGCGGCUAGAAGUUCUGCUACAAGGGCACGGGUGGAGCCCUGUUUGCAGUUCAGGGUUUGGUAUUGGGAGUGCGGCUGCGGCCUGCAAGUCAUUGGGCUUUGCAGCUGUCGAUGGCAACCCAGUCCACUCCUGCAACGAGGAUGAGGAUAUAUGUGGGACAGCUCUUCCCCAAGUGCAGCUGCUCUGUGAUGGGACUGAGCCUGAUGUUUCAAAAUGUUCCCAGAAGGUGGGCGAUGAGGUGUUCUGUGCUCCUCAUGAGAAUGACGUUGCAAGGGCCAGAACCCCCCUCUGCACUGGUCGCCACCGCCUGCAACACUGGCUGCAGUCAACCUGCUAG